GUAUGCCGCAAUUCAGAUUGCGUCACCCGAGCGGGUUCUCGAGCUUGUGCCGCCAGAGAUGCUGGACGGCAAGAAGGUGCAGAAGGCCUUCCAUGUGACGACGCUUUACCUGGGUCGUGACGCCUGCAAGGACCUUGUCCUGCUGCGGCAGCUGGUGGGGCUGCUGGGCGAGUCCAUUGAGCUCACGCUGACGAGCGUUGCGUCUGAUCCGAAGGGAACGGCGAUCGCGGUGCGCAACGAGGGAGAGUUCCCCUGCGAAAAUGUUCAUCCACACAUCACCAUCGCGAACGCGCCGGGUGUUCCGCCUGUGUACAGCAACGAGCUGCUAGACGAUUCCCAUGCGGAUGACCCGUGCCGCAGCGUCGUCAGUCUCCCCGCCGGCACACGCGUCACCGGGACAUUUGUCUUCAGGUAG
This is a messenger RNA of Trypanosoma cruzi, 415 nucleotides long. RefSeq lists its product as uncharacterized. Gene Ontology annotation, biological process: tRNA splicing, via endonucleolytic cleavage and ligation. The transcript has a single exon. Gene Ontology annotation, molecular function: RNA ligase (ATP) activity; ATP binding. The record is from RefSeq and is a predicted model, not a curated record. Lineage: Eukaryota; Euglenozoa; Kinetoplastea; Trypanosomatida; Trypanosomatidae. The annotation marks the transcript as partial.